UGCCUCAUCGUUUGCUGAAAAUAAGAAUUUUUCAAUAAAUUUUGAUUUUUUAAGCAUUUACAAAGGAUUUAAGUGUGAAAAUUGAAUUUAAAUUGUGAAAAAAUAAUUCAAGAACAUUUUAAAAGAGGAAAUCAUCAAAAAUGACAGCUUUUGAAGAAUUCGGUGUCAUGCCAGAAAUCGGAAAAGCCGUCGACGAAAUGGAUUGGCUUCUCCCAACUGACGUACAAGCGGAAGCUAUUCCCUUAAUUCUCGGCGGAGGCGACGUUUUAAUGGCUGCUGAAACCGGAAGCGGCAAAACUGGAGCCUUUUGUUUGCCAAUUUUGCAAAUUGUGUGGGAAACAUUGAAAGAUCUGAAAGAAGGCAAGGGCAAAUCAGGCGGAGAUGGCGUAACAAUCCCUCCGUGGACCAUGUCGUUCUUCGAUCGUGGCAAUUCGAUGGCAAUCACGCCCGAUGGAAUGCGUUGUCAAUCGCGCGACUUCAAGGAAUGGCAUGGAUGUCGUUGUACCACGGGCGUCGCGAACACAGGACGUUAUUAUUUCGAAGCAACUGUCGAAGACGAGGGAUUAUGUCGUGUUGGAUGGUCCACGCAAAAGGCAUCUCUCGAUUUGGGGACAGAUAAAUGGAGUUUUGGCUUUGGCGGAACCGGAAAAAAGUCUCAUAAUCGCCAAUUUGACAAUUAUGGAGAAGCUUUUGGCAAAAAUGAUGUUAUUGGAUGUCUUCUGGAUUUGGUAAGGCUUGAAGUGACGUUCACGAAGAACGGGCAAAAUCUCGGCGUGGCGUUUAAAGUCCCGGAUCACUUGAGAAAUGAGACUUUUUAUCCAGCUGUCGUUCUAAAAAAUGCGGAAAUGUCAUUUAAUUUCGGAAAUAAUCCUUUUAAACAUCAAAUUCCUGAAGGAUUUGUCGCCGUGAACAAAGUUGAAGAGCAAAACAAGAAAAUAAAUCCUUUUGCGUCGGCAAAUGCUGCUCCGAGUGAAUUUGUGCAACGCCCAAACGCUCCUCAGGCAAUUAUUAUCGAGCCAUCUCGUGAAUUGGCGGAACAAACUUUUUCCCAAUUGCAAAAAUUUAAGAGAUACUUGAAAGAUCCCGCCAUAAAUGAACUUUUGCUGAUCGGAGGCGUCUCCGUAAAAGAUCAAAUGGCAAAAUUACAACAAGGAGUCGACAUAAUUGUCGCUACGCCGGGUCGUUUGGAAGAUCUCAUCAACAACGGAUACGUUCUUCUCACCCAUUGUCGCUUUUUCGUACUUGACGAAGCAGAUGGCUUGUUAUCGCAAGGUUACGGGCAGCUAAUUGAAAAUCUUCACAAACAAAUUCCCAAAAUCACGUCAGAUGGGCGUCGUUUGCAGAUGAUUGUCUGUUCCGCGACUCUCCAUUCGUUCGAUGUCAAAAAAAUGGCUGACAAAUUGAUGCAUUUUCCAACGUGGGUCGAUCUGAAGGGAGAAGAUGCCGUUCCUGACACAGUUCAUCACGUCGUUUGCCUCGUUGAUCCGCAAAAAGACACGAGAUGGCAAAAUCUGAGGAAUCACGUGCAAACUGAUGGCGUUCAUGCGAAAGAUAACGUUCGCCCGGGAAAUAAUACGCCCGAAACGUUGUCGGAAGCGGUGAAAUUGCUGAAAGGAGAAUAUGUCGUGAAGGCAAUUGAAGAGCACAAAAUGGAUCGAGCGAUUAUUUUUUGUCGCACGAAGAUCGAUUGCGAUAAUUUGGAGAAAUAUUUGCGAUUUGUGGGAGGCGAAAGAUUUUCGUGUGUUUGUUUGCACGGAGAUCGUCAUCCGAAAGAGAGAAAAGAUAAUUUGGAAAAGUUUAAACAGCAGAAAGUAAAGUUUUUGAUUUGUACCGAUGUUGCUGCUCGUGGUUUGGAUAUUACGGGAUUGCCGUUUGCGAUUAAUGUUACGUUGCCUGAUGAGAAGGCGAAUUAUGUGCAUCGCAUUGGUCGAGUAGGUCGUGCCGAACGCAUGGGCUUGGCAAUUUCGUUAGUAGCAACUGUCCCCGAAAAAGUUUGGUAUCACGGACAAUGGUGUUCAUCGCGCGGUAAAAACUGCUGGAACACAAAUCUCACUGACGUCAAAGGUUGUUGCAUUUGGUACAACGAAAAGCAUUAUUUGGCAGAAAUUGAAGAUCAUCUCACGAUGACAAUCACUCAAAUUUCGCCUGAUUUGAAAGUCCCGCUUAACGAAUUUGACGGAAAAGUCGUGUACGGCGAGAAACGCAUCAACAAGGGAACCGGCUACAAAGAUCACGUCGCUCAAUUGGUACCGAUCGUCAAACAACUCGCCGACUUGGAGGCACAAGCCCAACAACAUUUCCUCAAAAGAUUAAAAGUUUAAACGGAAAAAUUCGAAACAAAUAAAAAAAUCCUUUUUACAUUCACGAAUCGACUGUCACUCGUUUGUUGUCUAAACAAUUAUUUGCUUUUCCGAUUGAUUUUUAGUUUGAACAUUCCUCUCUC
Molecule: messenger RNA, 2443 nt
Organism: Culicoides brevitarsis
Lineage: Eukaryota; Metazoa; Arthropoda; Insecta; Diptera; Ceratopogonidae
Gene: Ddx1
Product: ATP-dependent RNA helicase Ddx1
Exons: 3
Coding region: 141-2321 (726 amino acids)
Biological process (GO): ribosomal large subunit assembly
Cellular component (GO): cytosol
Molecular function (GO): nucleic acid binding; protein binding; ATP binding
Source: RefSeq, a predicted model, not a curated record